AUGGAAUCAACACCGUACGACCCUGGCCAUGCGCACCUUCUAAGAGCUCUCAAGGACUCCACUGCGCCUCGCACUGUCGUCGACGCUGUGAUUCAUGUUCUGCAAACCAAGAACGAGGCUCAAAUGCUCCAUGCAUCGCGUCGCCAGAAGCUGGAGAGCCAGAUCGAGAUCCUCUUAGAGGAGAAUGAGCAUCUCAAAUUGCACAAUCGCAACGAUGUGCUUGAUCAGCACAUAUUGAAGUUCAAGCUGGAAAAUCAAGCCAUUGAAUUCCAGAACAAGAUCAGCAGUCUCGAGGCCGACAAGAAGGAACUCCAGGGACUCAUUCUGCAGAAGAACAUGAUGUUGAGAGUGGCCAACGAGACGAACACAGAGCAGCGCCUCGAAAUUGCUGAUCUGAACAACGCCAACGAUGGGCUGGAGGAUAAUGUCCACCUGCUGGCCGGCGAGAACAACCGUCUGCGUACUGAGAACCGCGAGAUGCGCAAGCACAUCACGCAGUUGGAGGGUUAUCUCGAGGAGCUCAAGGUUGCGAUUACCGGACUUAAGCCUGCCACCAACAUCGGAGAUAUCGCCGAUACCCGCGAUGAGAACGAGAAGCUUCGAUCUGAGCUCGAAAUUUUGAAAGCCAAAAUGGGCGAGACGAGCUUGGAUGAUAAUGAUCAAAACGGCGAGGUGGCGUCCUUUGUCGUAUCAGGUCCCAACAUCCCAAAUGAUGUGGGAUAA
Messenger RNA from Pseudomassariella vexata, 723 nucleotides. RefSeq lists its product as uncharacterized. The record is from RefSeq and is a predicted model, not a curated record. NCBI's taxonomy places the organism in Eukaryota, Fungi, Ascomycota, Sordariomycetes, Amphisphaeriales, Pseudomassariaceae. Bases 1 to 723 code for a protein of 240 amino acids. The transcript is spliced from 2 exons.